AUGAUCGCUACUGUCGACAAUUCCAGGAGGAUCGACCACAUAUCGCUCGAUUCAACUUCCUCAAAGCAGAGCGAAUGCGACAUGGCGACGUCGCAGACCCGAUUAGGAGGACGUGGAAGAACCACUGGCGGGGCGGGAUGGACGAUGGUCAAGGCAGCUCUUUUCUCGGUCCUCUUUGCGGUUCCAGGUUCCAUGGCGCAAGACCAAUGCAUUUCAUUAUCGGGUUCAACUACCUGCGGAGCUUUUCAGCCUGCUUCAAUUUCCACUACGAAUGAUGACCUACGGAAAAGAUUCCCCUUUCUUCAAUAUGUCUCGGAUACGGCUUCCUUUGACAGGCAGUUAAGCCAGUACGUCCGCACGAGCUACGUUCAGGAACAAUAUCAGAAUCUUCUAGGAUGCGGCGACAUAGAUCUUGUCAACACUACUAAUUUAUAUGCUCGCUUCACCACUUCCAAGAUCUGCAAUGUUAUCAUUCAGAAAUCCAUUGAACCCUGCGGCCUGUCAGACCGGGCCUCGUUGCCCUUGUGUGCCGACUCUUGCACUGACUUCGCUGAGAGUGAGGCCUACUUGGCGGCCGACACUGACCUUUGCCCUAGCACCAGCGAUCGUCGCCAGGAGCAGAUAAGAGCUGACUUUAUCGAUUGUUCCGUACCACCGCGCUCAUUGACACCUGGUAGUUGUAUACAAGGCAUAGACAAUGAGCCAGAAAACUGUGGAUACGGAGACAGCACUGUUGGAUUGUGCUCAUACUGCGCUUCGGGCGGUAUCAAUUCGACUGACACUUGUUGUUACAAUUCCGAUAUUAAGGCGAGAUGUGCUAACGUGGUCUUACCCACGAUCACGCCGACGAUGACUUUACCAACUGCAAGUGCCUCUGCAAGUUCGACAGCCAGUCCCGCACCUAGUGUUUCGGGCAACAGCGGCCUUUCUGGUGGCGCUAUAGCAGGAAUUGUAAUCGGAUCUGUUGCUGGCCUGGCUCUCUUAGUUUUCCUCCUCCUGAUGUGCCUUAGACUUGCUCGGCGGAGGCGUGGUAGCCAGAAGGGAAGUGUUUUCAACCAGCCUUCGCCUUCCAGAAAAGGACCUCAGACAGCACAGAUUCCCGCAAAUGUGGCAGCGCCCCCCCAGGAGUACGAAGUCCUCCCCGGAGGAAGAAUAGCGCGCAUGUCUGCAUUAGAAGGCCAUACGAGAGACCCGUCCUCGAGACGUGGAGAAUCAAAACAUGGGGGCUCGGUGGGCGCGGCCGCGGCGGGUGCCGCUGCUGGAUAUAUGAUGGGCAGACGAAGGGGAGAUAACCACUCAUCCACAGAUUCAUUUGGAGAUAGUCCUAGGUCGGAACCUCGCGCAGCUAUCUUGCGCCCACCCCCUAUGAACAUUCGCAGACACGGUUCGCUCUCCAGUAGUUCGGUCCUUGCCGGCGAGGAUCCUCAGUCCCCAACUAGUGCCGGCGGUAUGUCAUCUCCUGCUGGCGUCAACAGCCAACAGUCCGAGCAAUUACCGUUCUUCAAGGACUAUUAUUCGCAAGACGACAUCCACCCUGGCGACCGAGUUGCCGUUCUAUGGGCGUAUCAGCCACGCGCAGCCGACGAAUUUUCCUUAGAGCGUGGUGAUAUGUUGAAGGUGGUUGGUAUCUGGGAUGAUGGAUGGGCGACAGGCGUUCUGCUAGACGAACGAGCGGACGAGUGGGAGACGCGAAGACAGGCACAGAGGGACAGUGGUGUUUCGCACACCUCGGGUCGUGGGCGAGAUGCGUCGCCUCCUGCCAGCGGAGAAAUCAAGGCUUUCCCAUUAGUCUGCGUCUGUCUCCCUGAGCACUGGAGGAAGACCAUCGAAGGUGACGGUUCCACGGAGACCGGCUCUAGCGCUCAUCACGGCGGCCAACUUACCUGA
Daldinia caldariorum is the source of this 1887-nucleotide messenger RNA. RefSeq lists its product as uncharacterized. The record is from RefSeq and is a predicted model, not a curated record. Gene Ontology annotation, molecular function: protein binding. Lineage: Eukaryota; Fungi; Ascomycota; Sordariomycetes; Xylariales; Hypoxylaceae. The transcript has 3 exons. The coding region runs from base 1 to 1887 and encodes 628 amino acids.